AUGGCGAUACCAGCUAGUGCCUUAAAAACACCAUCGCUGGGCGCACAGAAAGCCAGCUUUGGUGGUAGCUUUCCUCCUUUUCGCCCGACACUUCUCCCUCCCUUGUCCUUGCUGUGGCAGAGUGCGGCCAGCUGGGCCCGGGAAGUGGUGAUCCAGAGACUGAUCUUUGUGAGAAAUGUGUGUGAGAACGAAGAGCAGCGGCUGCUGGAGAAGGUGCAUGCGGAGGAGGAGAGGACUCACCAGAGCAUCCUGACCCAGCAAGCUCACUGGAGCGAGUCUCUGCAGAAACUGGCUACCCUCCGCACCUACCUAGUGGACAUGAUCACCAACUUGGAUGACCACGGCCUGGUGCACGCGGAGCAGGAGAUCUUCGAGAGGACAGAGGCAGCGGAGGGAAUCCUGGAGCCGCAGGAGUCCGAGAAGUUAAACUUUAAUCAGAAAUGUGUUCAGAGUCCAUUACUGCACCAGCUGUGGGCCUCUGCUGUUCUCAGCUGUGCCACAGGUUUGGAAGAGGUUCUCGUAGAUGAGAAAACUGUCAGCCCCCUGCUGGCCCUGUCCGAAGAUAAGAAAACCUUGGCAUUCAGCCCCAAGAAGGCAAAGACCUAUCCAGACUGCCCGGAGCGUUUCGAUCACUGGCCCAACGCCUUGGGCACUAAGGCCUUCCACAAAGGGACCCAUGCCUGGAGGAUCAGCGUAGACAAAAGCUGCGCGUACAAACUGGGCUUUUCUUAUGGCUCCUUGCAGCGCAAAGGGCCUGGCAGUGCAGCCCGGCUAGGCUACAACCCUUUCUCCUGGGUGUUCUCACGCUAUGACAAGGAGUUCUGCUUCUCGCACAAUGGCCAUCAUCAGGCGGUGGAGCUAGUCAAGUGCCCCGUACAGGUGGGCGUGAUGGUCGACUUGGAUGGCGGGGAAGUGCUGUUCUAUGACCCUAUUGCCUGUGUCAUCCUCCACUCGCACCAUGAAGCCUUUACUGCACCCAUCUACCCCGUGUUUGCUGUGGCUGACCAGAGCAUCUCCCUCAUUCAGUGAAUGAGGCCUGGCACAGGGGCAGCAGCUCACCCACCAGCUCCGUGGGGAAAAGGGGGAGCUUUCUGCAGAGACGCACAACUUGGCAUGCCACCUGCUGGAUCUUCAGUUACUCCAAGCAGCCAGGAUGGGGCUGGCAGCCUGAAUGCACUGAUACCUUGUGUCCGGGGUCCCAGGGGGGCCACACUGAGAUUGCUCAGUCAGGGCAAACUGCAACAAAUGGGGCAGACGAUCCCCCAAACUGGAGGUUAUUUCUAAUAAUUAGAUUCACCGAUCCAUGAACAAAACAGCUUCUAUAAUAUCUUCCUGGUUACCCAGAAGCCACAAACACAUCCAGCCCUGGGCUCCCACCCAGACAGUCCAGUCAAAGUUGAGGAUUACUGAAAAUCAUAUUCAUCAUAAAAAUAAGUUCUACCAAGCCCAAAUAAUUGGACACAUUACCUGCCAGGUCAAUGAAUAUUUCAGAUCUUACCCAAAUACAUGCUUACAGACACU
Messenger RNA from Dermochelys coriacea (leatherback sea turtle), 1521 nucleotides. RefSeq names its product B-box and SPRY domain containing (gene BSPRY). The transcript is spliced from 5 exons. Gene Ontology annotation, molecular function: protein binding. The coding region runs from base 1 to 1029 and encodes 342 amino acids. The record is from RefSeq and is a predicted model, not a curated record. NCBI's taxonomy places the organism in Eukaryota, Metazoa, Chordata, Testudines, Dermochelyidae.